AUGUACAUCCUCGGGUGGUAUUAUACCAUAACCGACUUUUCGGAGCGCUUCGGUGCAGACAGGCCUCUAAUUGUGUUCGAGACAAGAAUUUUGAAUCCGUACUAUGAGAAGCUCAAAGGCGAGGCUGAUGUACCCAGCCCUCUAUUGAGAUCCGACUUUGUCAACAAGUAUUGCAUAGUCUAUCUCGCGAGCAACUCCAAUUCUGCGUCGAUGGAGGUUUCCCGUGUGAACCUGAUGAUAGACGGCCUUAGGGAUAUCUUAGGAGUGGAUGCCGGACCAGAAUGGAUCCGUCUGCCUGUGCGACUCUACAGUCGCUUGAACGACAUCCACUGUCAAGCCCGGCCGCGACCGACUAAGGUUCAGCGCGGCGAACGUCUAGACCUCUUCCCCGCACGCCUUACCCACCACUCUGUACCUCCCCUCAUGUCAUUGGUGGUGGACGGGCUGCUGCCACCAAUGUACAUCCUGGGUUGGUAUUACACCAUGAACGACUUCGCUGAGCGCUUCGGACGGGGCGACGCUCUGAAUGUAUUCGAGGCCCGCAUCUUGGGACCGUUCCAUGAGAAGUACGGAGACGAGAUCGUCAGUGAGCGCUUCAACUCCGGAGUUGACACGAGCAACUAUACUACCUCUGACCUCAUCAUCACCAAAGACGCUGUCUCUCGCGCCUCCAAGGCCCGCGACGACGCCCGCGGCGCGCACAAGGCUUUCCGGUCCGCCCUCUCCGAGGCGAAGACGAACGCGAUUACAGCGCGCGCGGCGCUCGAGACGGCGGAGCGCGCGUGCUGCCCGGUCGGGGCAGCGUGCGAGGCGGCAGACGCUGCUAAGGCAGGGGACGCUAGGAACGGGCACCCCUUACGUAAGCAUGUCACGUGA
Schizophyllum commune H4-8 is the source of this 876-nucleotide messenger RNA. RefSeq lists its product as uncharacterized. The record is from RefSeq and is a predicted model, not a curated record. The transcript is spliced from 5 exons. Bases 1 to 876 code for a protein of 291 amino acids. Lineage: Eukaryota; Fungi; Basidiomycota; Agaricomycetes; Agaricales; Schizophyllaceae.